UUGACCAAAAUGAAAAUGGCUGCCACCGAUACUGCAGGCACGAUUGUCAGAAGGAAUCGUCCUGGUACUAAAUCUCAGAACUGGUGCAGCUGGCAGGAUGAGUCCUUUGAGGAGAUGGACAGCACCCUUGCAGUGCAGCAGUUCAUCCAACAAGCUAUCAGAAAGGACUUCACCAAUGUUGUUGAGAUCCUGACCCCACCUGAGGGCCAGGAUGAGGGUGUGUGGAAGUACGAACAUCUCAGACAAUUCUGUAUGGAACUUAAUGGGUUGGCAGUGAAAUUACAGCAAAGUGACUGCAACCCGGACACAUGCACCCAGAUGACGGCCACAGAACAGUGGAUCUUCCUUUGUGCAGCACAUAAGACUCCUAAGGAGUGCCCAGCAAUAGACUACACCCGGCACACCCUGGAUGGAGCAGCAUGUCUACUUAACAGCAACAAGUACUUCCCUAGCAGAGUAAGCAUCAAGGAAUCUUCAGUAGCCAAGUUGGGUUCUGUCUGCCGCCGUGUUUACCGAAUAUUCUCACACGCAUACUUUCAUCACCGAACCUUGUUUGAUGAAUAUGAGAAUGAGACUUUCCUAUGCCGUCGAUUCACCCAGUUUGUGACGAAAUACAAUCUGAUGUCCAAAGACAACCUCAUCGUUCCUAUACUGGAGGACCAGCAAUCUAUAGAAGGGGAGAGUGAAGCCUAGAGUAUCUGUCCUUACCAACAUUAACAGUACAAUACUCAGCAGGAUACUUUUUGGUUCUAAACAAAUAUCUUUUGCAGGACAGUAGCAUUACAAUGCUCAUUAAAGGAAAAACAGUUUUAACAAAAAAAAAUGCAUUGUGCCAUUUUAAUGACGUGUAUGAAGUACUGUGAAACGGACUAGUAGCAUUAAACCACUCGUACAGGUACUAGGGACAAUUUGAACCUUCUAGAUUUUCUUGAAUUUUACGAGUGGCCCGAUCUUGUAAACUUACAGAUCUAAAAAAAAUCAAAAACAUUCAGAGAGCUCUCCAAUGGCCAAUUAUUUGCAUGUUGUAUCAAUAAGUAUUUAGUUUAUAACAUCAGAAAUCAUCCUUUCAUCAUGGCAACUUUAAUGAAUUUGACAAAAAAAUGGAUUUUCAAAAAUUACAAAAUUUGUUCAUUUUGAGCAGAUAUGUUGUACAAUGUUCAGAUGUUGAUUGGACACCACAAGACAUCAAAUACUGUAUAUUAUGUAUAUAAUGUGUAUUUAUCAGUGUAAUAGUUUUUACUGCCAGCCUUGUGUUGUCAUGUACAGUAGAGUUAUCCAUCAAAUGUUACAACUCUUGCAUGCAUGUUAUUACCAUUUGUUCACAUAUACUGAACGAAAGAGGUCAAGAAACAUUAUUUCUUACUUGGGUUUCAACUGAAAAAUCCUUUGGGUUCAGUCAUGUUGUUUUGGCUCCCUGCUCUAGUUCCUUAUCAAGGACCAGUAUAACCCUCUGGAUGCCGGGGUGUCUUUUUUCUGAGGUGCAUUUUUAAAAAAUCUAAAAAAUGAAUGUUGCAUGAAAUUACAUUUGUUAGGCACUAUGGGUAUACAAUUACAGAGAUAUAAUACCCAUCAAAAGCUUAGACUCACCAGUGUAGAUGUAGCCACUUACUUCAGUCAACUGCUCUAAACUAGAUUUUGCAAAAUAUACCACACUGUUUAAAGGUACUGUUUACACACGAACUGAUGUAUUGUAAAA
Messenger RNA from Haliotis rubra (blacklip abalone), 1696 nucleotides. RefSeq names its product MOB-like protein phocein. The record is from RefSeq and is a predicted model, not a curated record. The transcript is spliced from 8 exons. NCBI's taxonomy places the organism in Eukaryota, Metazoa, Mollusca, Gastropoda, Lepetellida, Haliotidae. Bases 10 to 693 code for a protein of 227 amino acids. Gene Ontology annotation, cellular component: cytoplasm.